AUGAUGGGACAAAGCCUUCACAGACGAAUCCUCCCGUUCAGCUCAUCAAUCAAUGCUGCAUGUGGAGCAGACGUCUUCUGCAACUGUGAUGCGUUCACGGACAUGCCGAGAAUCGUCCUCUUUCUUCUGCUGCCGUUUGCCUCGCCGCCUUGGCGCAGGAUGGCGUCAGCACAGCCCAGAGGACAUAGGGAAAUUGAUUGCGGCGAGGCUCCAGCUCGACCGUCGGAAAGACGACAGACCGUCGCAGCACUUGCCCAGAUAUGGGAUCCACAGACGUUGGCGUCGUUCUCAAUGUCUCAGCUGGAUGGUCUUUCAGAUGUCAUGUGUGGCCACUGCCCACAGCUGUCUCGAGCGUUUAAGCUUCUCGGCAAAGGUAUAGACUUAUGCAGCCGAGCGGGUGGAGAGAGAAAGAGAAGAGAGAACCCGAAGGAAGAAGAAGAAGAGAGAGAGAGAGAGAGAGAAAAAGCGAGAGAGAGGUGA
Symbiodinium necroappetens is the source of this 480-nucleotide messenger RNA. The record is from the annotation of a GenBank genome assembly. NCBI's taxonomy places the organism in Eukaryota, Dinophyceae, Suessiales, Symbiodiniaceae.